AAAAACGUAAAAGCAAAACAAUAAAAAAAUGGCGAGAAAAAGUUUUAAAAAACAUUGUGUUUGUUGAUGUGGAAGUUAAGAAGUUAACGUUGAAAUGGGUGCAAAGCCUUCUUCUAUCAACGAACUUAAAGAAAAUGUAUUAUUGAAUCGUCUAGUUGGAUCGGAAUCAAUUCCUGAGGGCGAUCAAUUUUGGGAGGAAUUACUAGCGUUUAGUUUUGUAAAUAUAUACAGGAUAUCUGAUGCAAAAUUGUUGGAAGAAGCAACUGAGUCUCUUUGUUAUAAUCUGGCUCGAAAUAAUUUGAAAAGUGGAAAUUUUAUCAAAUUAGUUGAAUUGUGUCAGAGGAAAGUUGAAGAACUACGAAAAUGUGAUGGAAAAAUUAACUCAUCGUUAUCUUAUGAAGUGUGCAAUUCACUGCUUCUUGUACGAAGUUUCAUAAAAUAUUUCAUUGAACAUGCCAAAGAGGAGGAUUUGUUCAUCCAUUUUGGUGGUUUCACUUUGGCUCAGGCAACAAAACUUCAACGAGGUAAAAUGGCUGGUCAAGUAUCACAAGGUAUUCAAAGAUACGCAGAGGACAGCAAAUUCCAAGAGUGUGGUCUUUUGGAUGAUUUUUUUGAGACUUUGGUUGAAAUCCUCACAGAAAUCCCAUACAGUGAUCAAACCUAUACUGUGCUUUUGGAGGCCAUUAAUUCAAUGAUUGUGUUGUUGUCAGUGCAAAUGUUUGAUCCAGAUGCUUCAACAAACAGUGUUAUAUAUCAAAUCGUCAUGCAUGGCAAAUGUUCCAAACGCUGCAACAAAUUGGUUAUGAGAUUAUUACGAUACUACAUAAAACAGGAUCCCUUACCUAAUGAAUUAAGAAGUGGUGGAACGAAGGGACUUUUAGGAACUUUGAUAUCAUGGUUUGGUAGUGAUGAUGAUUCUACUGAUAAAGAAAAUGCUUUGCUUUCAAAUCAAAGUGUUUUACUUCUGCUCAUAUUGGUGAAUCAUUGUACUCAAAGCAAAAAAUUGAACCUUUAUCGUCAAGCUCUUUUUACGUUCACAAACUCUAAACAUAAAGGUGGUGCAUCUCAAAAUAUUGAACUGGAAGAAGCAUCAUUUUAUAUGAACGCUGGAUCAUUGUAUAUCACUAUAUCCAGUCAACUCUAUACAGAUGAAACAACUUUACUACUGUAUCUCUUGUUGCACCGUAACCCAAUAAUAGCAUCUUAUAUGCUCUCAAGGACUGACAUUGAGCGCCUUAUCUUACCAAUACUGAAAUUGUUGUACAGCGCGGAAGAGCAAAACUCCCAUCAUAUUUACAUGGCUCUUAUUGUUUUAUUGAUUCUCAGUCAAGAUGAAAACUUCAACAAAUCUAUUCAUGAAGUGGUUUUAAAUGAUGUACCGUGGUUCACUGACCGUGUUAUCAACAACAUAACGUUAGGAGGCUUGCUUGUUCUUGUUGUUAUUCGAACCAUUCAAUAUAAUAUGACAAGAAUGAGGGAUAAAUAUCUUCAUACGAAUUGUCUUGCUGCACUUGCAAAUAUGUCUGCGCAAUUUCAUGCUCUUCAUCCAUAUGUAACUCAAAGGCUCGUCAGUUUAUACGCGGUCUUAGCUAAGAAACAUGGUCGUGUACAGGAACAAAUCAAACAAAGUGCAGCAAAUCCUCAUCAGUCUAUCGACGAUGAUUUUACACAAGAUUUUGCUUCUGAUCUCUCCAUUCUUGAAGAGGUCAUACGUAUGGUUCUGGAAAUAAUCAACUCCUGUCUAACCAAUACACUUCAUCACAAUCCAAAUCUUGUGUAUACAUUGCUUCAUAGAAGGGAAUUGUUCGCACAGUUUAGAACACAUCCAACCUUUCAAGAUAUUAUACAAAACAUUGAUACGGUGUUGACGUUUUUCAGCACUCGUCUUGAGCAACAUCCUGAUCAAAUAUUGUCAGUUCAAGUUGUACUUGAUGUCAUCAAGCAAGGAACAUUACAAUGGCCUAAAGAUAAACUCAAAAAAUUUCCUGAGUUGAAGUUUAAGUAUGUUGAAGAGGAACAACCAGAGGAAUUUUUCAUUCCAUAUGUUUGGUCUUUGGUUUACAAAUCUGCUCGAUUGUACUGGAAUCCCGAAAAAAUACAUUUGUUCCAUCCAGGUAGUUAAUGAGAGCAGAGGAAAGGUACAUUUUAUGAAAGUUUGAUGGUGACAUAAAAAAUCGAUUCAACCGAAGUCAUUAUGUAUAAAGCUGGUUUGUGUGAGUUUUUUGUUUAAGGUCUUACUAAAUAACUUGAACUAUUUUUGAUAAAUUACUCUUAAAAAUGGUGUAUGUUUUAGAUUAUGAUAAUGUAUAAGUAAAAUGAAUAGAAGGUGUAGUUGAAGAAUUGCAUGAUAAACUGAUUUAAAAAUAAUCAUUGUCAGUAAAUAAUUGCAUUUCAUGGGAA
This is a messenger RNA of Xenia sp. Carnegie-2017, 2400 nucleotides long. RefSeq names its product dymeclin-like. The transcript is spliced from 18 exons. Lineage: Eukaryota; Metazoa; Cnidaria; Anthozoa; Malacalcyonacea; Xeniidae. The record is from RefSeq and is a predicted model, not a curated record. Gene Ontology annotation, cellular component: Golgi apparatus. Bases 95 to 2122 code for a protein of 675 amino acids. Gene Ontology annotation, biological process: Golgi organization.